ACACAUCCAAUGCAACAAAAGCUCACUAAUUUCCUCUUUCUGCAUUGUGUAGAUAGAUGGAAUCAAUCCUGUUCUCACCAAAUGCAAAACUCUUCUCACAACUACAACAGCAGUUCUCCGGCAGCCGGAAAAGACUCAAUUCGAAAACAAGGCAAUGUAUCACCUGCCAAGCAAAAGGCGAAAGUGAAGGCAGCAGCAGCCGCGGUGGAACUACAGAGUUAGCAGUUGUGAUCAGUGGGUUUGUAGCAAACCCGGUGAUCGGUUACUCACUCUACACUCUAAAGACAACCGGUUGCGGUCUCCCCCCGGGGCCGGGUGGGUCUUUAGGUGCACUUGAAGGAGUGAGCUAUCUUGUUUUGGUAGGCAUCAUUGGCUGGUCAAUUUACACCAAAGUUAAAACUGGGUCAGGUUUGCCUGCAGGACCUUAUGGGCUUCUUGGUGCAGUAGAGGGCUUGUCUUACUUGACUCUUUUGGCAAUCUUUGUUGUUUUUGGUCUUCAGUUUCUUGACCGUGGUUACCUCCCCGGUCCACUUCCCGGCGACCAGUGCUUCGGUUGAUUGAUCAAUUUAGUGUGUAUGUUUCUUAUUUUGGUUAUGUUUAUCAUUUCUUUUCAAUUGAGAAUGAUUUUUAUGUGAAACAAUCCAUUGGGCAUGAAUAUGUUCUUAGCACAUUUUUUUUUUA
Dioscorea cayenensis subsp. rotundata (Guinea yam) is the source of this 681-nucleotide messenger RNA. RefSeq lists its product as uncharacterized. Bases 57 to 557 code for a protein of 166 amino acids. Lineage: Eukaryota; Viridiplantae; Streptophyta; Magnoliopsida; Dioscoreales; Dioscoreaceae. The record is from RefSeq and is a predicted model, not a curated record. The transcript has a single exon.